This is a messenger RNA of Plasmodium coatneyi, 417 nucleotides long. RefSeq names its product SICA antigen. The record is from RefSeq and is a predicted model, not a curated record. NCBI's taxonomy places the organism in Eukaryota, Apicomplexa, Aconoidasida, Haemosporida, Plasmodiidae. The transcript has a single exon. The coding region runs from base 1 to 417 and encodes 138 amino acids.
AUGAUUAUUGAUAUUCAUUUAGAAGUUUUGGACGAAUGUCAGAAAGGGGACCUACAUUCGACGAAGCAGGAUUACUUUGCCAUUCUGGUUGAACAGUUUAUGGGAUCUGACUUUAUAAAGGAGGAAUUUGUUCCUAAGGAUGAUGUUCCAAACGAAGAUGUUCCUAAGGAAGAUAUUUCUAUGGAAUGUAUUCCUAAGGAAAGUGUUCCUAUAGAAGAUGUCCCUAAGGAGCGUGUUCCUAAGGAAGAGGUUCCAAGUUCAGAUUCCGGGUUUAGGGAGGAAGACAUUCUUCAUAAGGAACAGGUUCCUAAGGAAGACUCUGUUCUUAAGGAAGAAGUUGAAAGUUCAGAUUCCGGGUUUAGGGAGGAAAACCUUGUUCGUAAGGAACAGGUUGUAUGUUCAGGGUUCCGGGUUUAG